Stegodyphus dumicola is the source of this 1457-nucleotide messenger RNA. RefSeq lists its product as uncharacterized. Gene Ontology annotation, cellular component: nucleus. The record is from RefSeq and is a predicted model, not a curated record. Gene Ontology annotation, biological process: regulation of transcription by RNA polymerase II. NCBI's taxonomy places the organism in Eukaryota, Metazoa, Arthropoda, Arachnida, Araneae, Eresidae. Gene Ontology annotation, molecular function: sequence-specific double-stranded DNA binding; DNA-binding transcription factor activity, RNA polymerase II-specific.
UCUGCUGAGGUGGUAGAGACACUUUUUUCGACGGCUUACACCAAACGACGAGUGUUCGAUUCCUUUUCGAAUUGGCUGAACCCUCCCCCUUGGCUUCUUGGGGUUCCGGAACUUUACUCUGCGGAAAGCAUUUUACCCCCCAUUCUCUGCCAACAUUUUCUUCCCCCCAUUUUUGCAUCUAAGAACUAAUUUCAAACAAAGGUGAGAAAACCUAGGUGCAGCGAGUGCUUUUGAUUUGAAAGUGAUUUUAAAUGCAGAAAAUAAACAAUUCUUAUUACAGAAUUUGCAAAUUGUUAAUUAAUUUUAAGGAAGACUUUUUUGGAUGAUUUCACAGUUUAGUCUCGGCAAAAGUACAGAGUGACUAGAUCAAUAUGAAAUGGUGUUUAAUGACAACAUAAUUUUUCUAAUGGCAGAUAAAGUCUUUCUUAACCGCAUUAGAAGCUGAAAUUUAUUGAUUAGCUAUUGAAAUUAUUCAAGAGACAGAUUACACUGCUAGAAUCAAAAAAGAACAAAAUUUUUAAUUGCUUGAGAAGUUGUGCGUUUUGUGAUAUAAUUCCUCCAGAGUUAUUUAGUGGUUAAAAGCCAACACGUGAAUUUUUUAAUAUUUGUGGUUACGAUCAAAGCGUCAAGACAUGCUGCAAAUCUUCAGAUACUGCUAUGAGGUAAUUUAGAGUCUGUGAGCCUGUCAUUAGCUAUGGAAAAAGAAAGCUGCCACCAGAAGACAAAAAUGGGACAAAAAACAUUGUGAACAUUUUGGUGAAUUUUAACUCGAUUUAUAGAUAUCUAGUUCUCUACAUAAGGUGGACCCAUCGGAGGGCAACAGCCCUUACAAGGGCCCCCUCACGUAAGCUCUGGAGUACGGUGUGAACUUAGGAGCGGGCAGCAGCUCCUACGGUAAGCCUUACAGUCGCUUCAUGGUAUCAGUAAUGAACGUUCUUCACGGGGACCCGCACAAUCGUGCCGGGGCGCCCUUAGGACAUCACCCUCUCAUUUCUAUGCUGUCAAAUACUGGCGUCAACACAAGCAAUUCGGGACCCACUAGUAAUCCAGGGGGUCCCAGCCAGUCGGCCGUAUCCCAUCAGCGAUCUCCAUUUGCAAUCCAGGAAUUGCUUGGUUUGGGAAAUAGCGACAACACAACCAGUUCUCCGACGCCGGCUUCGCCUCGGCCUCACGCUGGCCAUCCUCACCUCCCGGCCGUAUCGUCAUCAGCUCUCGUACCGACGGGAGGACACCCCUCGCACUGCUCGCCUUACCAGCAUCGUCCACAUCAGCCUACGCCAGCACAAUGCUUUUCCGAUCCCAGUCGUCUUUAUUUUGGUACUGCUUUCAUGCCCAACAUGGCUGGCACCAUGCAUGGCAUGACGGCACCACCGAUGCCCACCAUGCUAGGAUUCGACCAAGGACCACAACCACAUCAAGCUAGGGCUGAUACUAAUGGUGAGUGCAGAAAAAUAUAA